Molecule: messenger RNA, 7339 nt
Organism: Uranotaenia lowii
Lineage: Eukaryota; Metazoa; Arthropoda; Insecta; Diptera; Culicidae
Exons: 2
Coding region: 1518-6866 (1782 amino acids)
Biological process (GO): DNA integration
Molecular function (GO): zinc ion binding; nucleic acid binding
Source: RefSeq, a predicted model, not a curated record
CGAAUCUUAAGAAAGGCAGCAAUGAAAAUGCCACCGAGUAACGCGUGGGCGGAAACCCACCCGGGAGGUUAAGCCGCCGACGAGUAGCUUACAAGCUUACCGUUGUAGGUACAUGCAAGCUCAAUGUCUAGCUUGGCAAAACAUCAUUACGAUCUUGUGAAAUGAAAUCGUAACCACCAUCAUCGCCAGAUUGCCGCGAGCUGGAGUUCUUUAAAACUGGCAAAACGAUUCGAUGUGAACUUGAAUUCUGCAGUUUUACGAUUGCAUUGAUUGCUGGUUGAAGGCACACACGUUGCCACACGCGUUCAACUUUUCAGUUGACGAUAAUUCCGCAGCAGCAGAAAUGUGUAACUUCGACGAUGCUCCCAAGAGGGGCAGAAAUAUUUUUCGCAAUUCUUUAUUGAGAACGAAAGAGGAUUUUCAUAGACACAGGCAAAGCCAAGUCGAGACUGGUCUUGGCUCACGUACACCGAAGGGCAUAUAUUGUAUUUGUUAGGAUUCGGUGUAAUUACUUUAUAUGAAUACGGCCAAACCCACUGUAAUACGUAGAAAAAGAUUGUUCUCGCGAGUAAUUACUUUUUUCUAAAAGAACAGCUUCUUAAAAGCUAAUAUCGAUAUGUGCAAUCAGUGUUCACUUGAGAUCAAUAAAGUAUAGAAGUCAUCUUCGUUGUUUCUCCUAAACAAAGUCCAACUUCAUUUAACCGGAAAGUGGCUUGAAAGUUUAAGGUGCUAUCCCUGAAGUUCCUUCCCAAGGUUAUCCGGAAAUUAAAGUGGAAAGUGAACGAUUAAUCUAUACUGUACGGCUUAGACAAAAUCAGCUCAAGUGAACUUCGGAUUAUAGAUGUCCGCAUCAUCGCGCGAGAAAACGUUAAAAUAACGGCGAGUCUUGGCCUGCCCUAACAAAAAGUGGUGCCGUGACCAGGAUUAAGAGCUACGCCGUUGUAACAUUCCUCGCUAAAGUCAAAUUACGCGUCAUAGCUGCUAAAACUCAUUUUGUUGAGUAAUCGACGCCAUUUUGUUCAAGUAGAACAAUGGUUCUGUAACUCCGACAAACGACGCCAAGCCAGUUUUGCCGCCCUUGUUACAAGAUUCUUUCCGGAUUUGUAUAGCAUACAAGGCCUAGUCUUUUAGGUACAUGGUCCUAACCGCUGCUAGUCACCAUAACCAUCAACUCCAAUCGCAGAUUGAGAGUUCCACCAGUUCCAGGGAUAAUAAAAUUCAAGGCCUGUUUUAAACAGGUAUUAGGUAAAGUACCUCUCCAUAUAGCGCGCAGUCACACGUGGGUGCUUUUAGAUCCUUUCUCCUUUUUGCUUAAAGAGACCGAUCAUUUCGACGCUUGCUUCGUCCAGCUCAACCCACCGGCAAGGUUAUAGGACGUCGCACCGGUAUCUGCUAUAUUUUGUCCGAGAAUAAACUGCGAUCAAGCCAGUUUUCUAACUACCAAGUCAUCGUAGAAUCAGCUACAAGGCAAAUUAAGCCUUACUCCAGGUUAGUACCUUUCUUGCUGCGCAUUCAUAAUGAGCACACCACGAUCUAAAGAUCAGUUGUCUACUCGACGGACAACCCUACUGGCCUCUCUCACCCGUGCUGGAAACUUUGUCGACAACUUCGAGGAGGAACGGGACGGGCUCGAAGUGCCUCUUCGAUUGGAGGACUUAGACCGUCUGUGGACAUCGUUGGAGGAAGUGCAAACACAACUAGAGGAUCUGGAAACCAGCAAAGAAGGUAAAGAAUUGAACCUAAGCUUCCGUGAGAGCUACGAGCCAAGGCUUUUUAAGAUAAAAGCUAAUUUACUAUCAAAAAUGCCCACCCCAAUGGUAACCCCUAAUAACCGCCCCAUAGAACCUCCCAUUCGCAAUAUUUCUACCUUAUCUGGACUCAAGCUACCAACCAUUACACUUCCCGAUUUUGACGGUGAUUACCGUACCUGGCUUACUUUUCAUGAUACAUUUUUGGCCUUGAUUCAUGAAAAUGCAGAGCUACCCGACAUACAAAAAUUUCAUUAUCUACGUUCCGCGUUAAAAGAUGAAGCUGCUCAAUUGAUUGAGUCCAUUGGUAUCAGUGCAAUCAACUACCCUAUCGCCUGGCAAAUUUUAGUUAACCGUUACUCCAAUGAGUACUUAUUGAAAAAACGUCAUCUUCAAGAUUUACUUGAAAUUCCACGAAUGAAGAAAGAAACUGCUGCUACACUUCAUUCAACUUUAGAUGAAUUCCAAAGGCAUAUCAAAAUUCUUGCUCAACUAGGUGAGCCAACGGUCCAGUGGAGUACGCUGUUGGAACACCUUCUCUGUAUGAGAUUGCAUGAGGAAACGAUUAAAGCUUGGGAAGAUCAUGCUGCUUCUGUGGAUAAUCAAACCUAUGAGUGCUUGGUAGAAUUUUUGGAAAAAAGAGUACGUGUAUUGGAAUCUAUAUCUGUGAACCAUAUCCCUUCUCAAGCCGUCAACACAACUUUCAAAAGCGGGUCCUACUUUAGACAAUCAUUAACCCCGAGAAUUUCAUCUCAUGCUACGACUGCGAAUUCGUUUCCAUCUUGCCAUGCUUGCGAUCAACGUCACCUGCUAGUAAAAUGCCCCAAAUUUGAACGCAUGUCUGUAAACGACCGCUUGCGAAUAGUUAACCAAAAACGACUGUGUAUCAACUGUUUCCGUCAAGAUCAUUUCGCCCGAGAUUGCCCAUCUAAUUACAAAUGUCGCCUUUGUAAUAAAUCACAUCAUUCUAUGCUACAUUUCAACACUACAAAUUCUGAUCCGAGUUAUGGCCAUCAAGAUUACAUGGUGAAUGAAAGUCAGAACAGCGCCGUAACCGUUCAAACCACAGCUUUACAUGACUUUCCCAUUGAUACACAACACUCAAAUUCACUGUCCAAUUCUAGCCCAACUGUGUUCAUGCUAACAGCAGUUUUACGUGUGGUCGAUGCAUACGGUAAAGAACAUCUCGCUCGAGCACUGCUCGAUAGCGCUUCCCAACCUAAUUUGAUGUCUGAUCGACUAGCUCAACUUCUACGAAUCAAGCGUCAACGAACUAACAUUUUAGUUCAAGGUAUAGGUGCAACUCCAACACAAGCCACUGAAACAGUCACCAGCAAAAUUUUAUCGAGGGAUGGGAAUUUCUCAAGAGUUGUCACCUUUCUAGUAUUGAAAAAAAUGACUGCGGAUCUACCUUCGAAAACUAUUUCAAUUGCUGACUGGAAAUUACCUCAUCAUUUGAGUUUAGCUGAUCCGAAUUUCUAUCAAACAGCCCCAAUCGAUAUGAUAAUAGGAACUCAGCUUUUCUUCGAAUGUUUCCCUAAUGCAGACAGAAUACAAUUGAGCGGAUCGCUACCCAUUUUGGUCAACAGUGUUUUCGGGUGGGUAGUUGCAGGUGGUGGUAAUAUGGCUUCUCCUAAAAAUCUCAAUCUCGUAGCCGCGUCGACUUUGUCACUCGUCUCCCUAGAAGAAGCAAUAGAAAAAUUUUGGAAGGUAGAGGAGCUCCCAAACCGCACUGAAUAUUCGGUAGAGGAAACAUUUUGUGAAGAAAAUUUCAAAGCAACCACCUUUAGACAGAGUGAUGGUCGUUUCGUUGUAGCCCUUCCCAAGCGCCCAAAUUUUGAGUCAGUGAUUGGAGAAUCGAAAUCAAUUGCCAUCAAUAGAUUCAAUUUGCUGGAACAAAGACUUCAAAAAAAGCCUGAACUCCGAGCCGAAUAUGACAAAUUUAUGCAGGAAUAUAUUUCACUAGGACAUAUGAAGAAAGUUGAAUUUCCUGAAAAUGAAACCCAUCCCUGUUAUUAUUUGCCCCACCACCCGGUCAUAAAGUCAUCGAGCACUACCACAAAAACUCGUGUCGUUUUCGACGGAUCCAGUAAAACAUCGACAGGUUAUUCGUUAAAUGAUGGUCUUUGUAUUGGUCCGGUGGUUCAAGAAAACCUUAUAACUCUGAUGAUCCGAUUUCGAAAGCAUCCAAUCGCUUUAGUAGCUGACGUAGAAAAAAUGUAUCGUCAAGUGUUGAUCCACUCCUCAGACAGACGAUUCCAAAGAAUUGUAUGGAGAUUCCAGCCAUCUGAUCCUCUGACCAUCUAUGAACUUCAAACUGUCACCUACGGAUUAGCACCGUCUUCGUUCCUCGCAACUCGGGCUCUACUUCAGUUGGCUGACGACGAAGCACUGAACUUUCCGAUGGGUGCUCCUGAAUACAAAAAAUCUCUCUAUAUGGACGAUUAUAUUGGAGGGUCGAGUUCCAUCCAGCAUGCUAUAAAACUUCGUAACGAAUUGAUUGAACUCUCCGCAAAAGGUGGUUUUCCACUCAGAAAGUGGGUCUCAAAUAAGUUGGAAGUAUUGGAAGGCUUGGAUUCCGAUCAAAUAGGCACUCAAUCUACACGUCGAUUCGACCCCGAGGAAACUGUAAAAGCGUUAGGUAUUCUUUGGGAACCAGAACCAGAUCAAUUCAGAUUCGACUACAGGAUGACUAAGGAAAAUCUUAAAGUGACUAAACGCACGAUACUUUCAAUGAUCUCCCAAUUAUUUGACCCCCUUGGUCUUAUAUCUCCGAUUAUAAUUACUGGUAAAAUGAUAAUGCAAGAACUGUGGCUUCUGGCAAUUUCCUGGGACGAAGAAGUACCAGAUGCUCUGAAAAAUAAAUGGACGUCAUUUCACAGCCAACUAAUAAAUCUUGCUGAAUUUAAGUUUGAUCGAUAUGCUCUACAAAUCAACUCUUGUGUUGAAUUACAUACAUUCGCAGACGCUUCCGAAAAGGCAUACGGGGCCUGCAUCUACGCUAGGACCAUCAAUUCUGAAGGCGAUAUUAGAGUGCACCUGUUAGCAGCUAAAUCCCGUGUUGCACCACUCAAAAGAUUGUCUUUACCCCGACUUGAACUCUCCGCAGCACUCAUUGCCUCUCGUUUACACUCCCAGGUUAAACAAGCACUAGAUAUGGGUGACAUAAAAUCCACUUUCUGGUCCGAUUCCACUGUGACACUACAGUGGCUAAAAUCUCCUCCGAGUACUUGGAAGACCUUCGUAGCUAAUCGGGUUUCUGAGAUCCAAACUUCAACUCAUGGAUCAGUUUGGACUCAUGUUCCCGGGAGUCAAAACCCUGCCGAUCUUUUAUCCCGAGGAAUGCAAGUAAAGGACUUUUUAAAAAGCAAUUUGUGGGUACAGGGGCCGAGUUGGUUGUCUGAGGCAAUAGAGAACUGGCCAAAGUCGAAAGCACACAAUAAAGAAGAAACAGAAGAAGAAAGACACUUAGCAGUUGUGUCUGUAUGCACAAGUGAACCGUCAGUCAAUCCAAUCUUCUGUCGAUAUUCCAGUCUUUCGUUUUUGAUUCGAAUAGUAGCUUACUGCCAAAAAUUCUCUCAGAACGUUAUUUUGAAAACUCGAACCAAUCCUCAGACUGUAACUAAUUCAUCGAAUCCUCGAACUCUUACUAUGGAACAACUUACCCAAGCCAAGCUGCGCUUAGUACGCCUGGCACAAGCCGAUGGUUUUCAAGAAGAAAUUAAACAAUUGACCAGAGGGAAUUCGUUACCUAAAUCUUCUAGAAUACGAUUAUUAAGACCGUUUAUUGACUCCGAAGGUAUCAUACGAGUGGGGGGGCGGUUAAACCUUUCGCAACAACCAUUCCUAUCCAAGCACCCAGCCUUGCUUCCUACUUUCCAUCCUCUAACAAAAAUGCUCGCCAAAUUUUACCACCACAAAUUGGUUCAUGGUGGCGGCCGUGUCACUUUAUCUGUUAUGCGUGAAACAUAUUGGCCUGUAAAUGGACGACGUCUUAUGCACAUCAUCAUUCGGAAUUGUAUCCCAUGCACUCGAGCCAAUCCCGUUCCGGCGCAGCAGCAGACAGGACAGCUCCCAUUAUCCAGAAUUACAGUCAGCAGGCCCUUCAACGUAACAGGAGUCGACUAUGCAGGUCCAAUUUACUUAAAACCCAUCCACAAGCGGGCACCAUCUGUGAAGGGCUACAUAUGCGUGUUUGUCUGCUUCGUGACUAAAGCGGUUCACCUCGAAGCGGCAACUGAUUUGUCAACCGAAGCUUUUUUGAACGCUCUCCGACGGUUCGUCUCUCGCCGAGGCCGACCAUCGGAUCUACACUCGGACAAUGGCAAAAACUUUAUUGGGGCAAAAAAUGAGCUCCACCAUUUGUUCUUAAUGCUCUCCAACGAAAACGAACAAGAAAAAAUUCAUCGAUCCUGUGUAGAAGAAGAAAUUAGAUGGCACCUUAACCCUCCUAAGGCCCCCCAUUUCGGCGGCCUGUGGGAGGCUGCCGUUAAAGUGGCUAAAAAACAUCUCUUUCGUCAGUUGGGUAACUCAUCACUUUCUUAUGAAGAUUUAUCAACAAUUCUUGCACAAAUAGAAGCCGCCAUGAACUCUCGUCCACUCGUCCCCAUGAGUGAGGAUCCAAACGAUUUAUCGGCCAUUACUCCUGCACACUUCUUAAUCGGAACAUCGAUGUAUUCUCUACCAGACAGAAAUUUGUGCGAAGUUGUUCCCAAUCGCCUAACUCAUUAUCAGCGUCUUCAGCAACUUUAUCAACAAUUUUGGUACCAUUGGAGAAGGGAGUAUUUACAAGAAAUGCAGAAAGAUUUGAAGUUCAGGGACCCAAACCAUAAUUUGGUACCUGGCCAACUAGUUAUAUUGAAAGACGAAUUUCAACAUCCUGUGCGCUGGUCUCUUGCAAGAAUCUCCAAGGUGUUCCCAGGGAAAGACGGUUUGGUGCGUGUUGUUGAUCUUAAAACUUCGAAAGGUGUUUUCAAACGGGAUGUUACAAAGAUUUGUCCUUUACCUAUGGAACCGAGCAACUUUACUGCAGAAGAUGAGCAACCGCUCAACAUGCCGCACCAGGAAGGAAAACAACCCGAUCCGGAAGCAGAGUUUACUUCGAACACAUCACCAUAAGUUCCAGCUUGUUAGUUCUAACAGGAGAAAUAUGCGACAUAGUUUUAUUAUCAUCUUCAUUAUCAACUACUUACAAUUUUGAAAUAUAAAUAUUUCAAGGUGGCGGCCAUGUUAGGAUUCGGUGUAAUUACUUUAUAUGAAUACGGCCAAACCCACUGUAAUACGUAGAAAAAGAUUGUUCUCGCGAGUAAUUACUUUUUUCUAAAAGAACAGCUUCUUAAAAGCUAAUAUCGAUAUGUGCAAUCAGUGUUCACUUGAGAUCAAUAAAGUAUAGAAGUCAUCUUCGUUGUUUCUCCUAAACAAAGUCCAACUUCAUUUAACCGGAAAGUGGCUUGAAAGUUUAAGGUGCUAUCCCUGAAGUUCCUUCCCAAGGUUAUCCGGAAAUUAAAGUGGAAAGUGAACGAUUAAUCUAUACUGUACGGCUUAGACAAAAUCAGCUCAAGUGAACUUCGGAUUAUAGAUGUCCGCAUCAU